This is a messenger RNA of Striga hermonthica, 410 nucleotides long. The record is from the annotation of a GenBank genome assembly. NCBI's taxonomy places the organism in Eukaryota, Viridiplantae, Streptophyta, Magnoliopsida, Lamiales, Orobanchaceae.
ACAUAAAUGGCUCAAAGAAGGUGAUGCAAACACGAGAUUCUUUCACACUAUCACUCUCCAAAGAAGAAGGCACAAUGCUAUAAGAAGGCUUCUCACAGCUCAAGGGAGAGUCUUAUCCUCUCAGGCAGAAAUGGAAGAACACAUCUCUGAAUUCUAUUCACAUCUAUUCACCUCAGAGGUACAUUGGGAUGGAGACUCUAUUCUACACCUUAUUCCCCAAAGGGUGACCCCAGACAUGAAUGAUGCUUUGAUCAAACCUGUUACACAAGAUGAGAUGAAGUCAACAUUAUUUCAUUUACCUGAUGAUAAAGCUCCAGGGGAAGAGGGAAUGAGCUCUACUUUUUACAAACACUUCUGGGAUCUCAUUAAGCAGGACCUUCUGGGAUCUCAUUUUUAUGUUACUUUAAUUA